CCCACGAUGCCUGGGUGGAGCCAUGGUUGCCCCUUCCUCGCUCCCCGCGACGGUCGCCCUGCCCCCUCCCUCCAACUACGCCUUCUCCCUCUCUGCCAAGCCUCAAUCCCUCUCCUCCGCUCUCCGAUGCUCGAGCCCUCCCGCCUCCCUGCGCUCCCGCGCCCCCGUGACCGCCGGAGAGGCCUUUCGUUCCGAGCAAACCCUAGACGCGACGGAGGUCGAUGAGAUACCUGCGGUUGCUGCAAUUCCUCUCGAUGUUAACGCCGAUGCCGACAAGUUUAUCUUUAGUGGUGAAUCAGCAGGCUUUCUUAAAAGGCCGAUAAUACAAAUUUCUUCAAGCCAAAUUGAAGUUUCCAGUGCAUCUCAACAGAAGGUAGUAAUCAGAAACACUCAUGGAGAGAAUCUUGUUGGAAUUUUACAUGAAGCUGGUUCUUGGGAGCUUGUGGUAUUAUGCCAUGGAUUUCGAUCCUCUAAAGAAAGCAAAACUAUUAUGAACCUUGCUGAUGUACUUGUAUCUGAGAAUGUCAGUGUCUUUAGGUUUGAUUUUGCUGGGAAUGGGGAUAGUGAUGGUUCAUUUCAAUAUGGUAAUUAUUGGAGAGAGGUCGAAGACUUGCGGGCCAUAAUUCAAUAUUUCUCAAGGCAGAAUCGUGGAGUGCAUGCCAUCGUUGGGCACAGCAAAGGGGGAAAUGUGGUUCUUUUAUAUGCUUCUAAGUUUCAUGAUAUUUCUACUGUUGUUAAUAUAUCCGGCCGUUUUACUUUGGAGAGAGGCAUUGAUGACCGUCUAGGGAAGGAUUUUAUGGAAAGAAUGAAAAGGGAUGGAUUCAUCGACGUGAUAGACAAGAUGGGAAAAUUCGCCUAUCGGGUGACUGAACAAAGUCUGAUUGAUCGCCUAACCACUGAUAUGCAUACUGCAUGUUUAUCAAUUGACAAGAAUUGCAGGGUCUUGACAGUUCAUGGUUCAGAGGAUGAUAUUGUGCCACCAGAAGAUGCCUCAAAAUUUGAUAAGUUGAUCAUGAACCAUAAGCUGCACAUCAUAGAAGGUGCUGACCACAGAUUCAUAUCACACCAAUUUCAUUUGGCUAGAAUAUUGUUGGAGUUCAUCAGACCUAGUCAAGAUGAGGAUGGUGCAGCAGCAAAAGAGCAAGCCUAACUAGAUUGAAAAAGAAUGUUCACACCUCUUUAUGCACUGAAGAUUAUGAGAAUUAAAAAUAUUGGGUUAAUGGACAAACAUUAAUCUAUUCAGCAUGUCUCCUAAUAGAUGUUUAGAGAGCUCUUACAUUAGGUGUUGGGCAAAUCUUUUGAUGACUUGAAUCAUCAGGUCUUUUUCUGCUAAAGAAUAAAUUGGAGAACAUUAUAUGAUUGUUGCUAGACUUAUAAUAAGAUGUACCACUGGGCGCUUUUAUUUACUUUUGGUGAAAGCUUCCUGGCGAAUUUAAAUAUACUAGCUCAUUUGGGUUUUCUAUC
This is a messenger RNA of Musa acuminata AAA Group (dessert banana), 1464 nucleotides long. RefSeq lists its product as uncharacterized. The transcript has 3 exons. The record is from RefSeq and is a predicted model, not a curated record. Bases 23 to 1150 code for a protein of 375 amino acids. Lineage: Eukaryota; Viridiplantae; Streptophyta; Magnoliopsida; Zingiberales; Musaceae.